AGGUCGAAGCUGGCAUUGAACUGGAUACAAUGGUAACCAAGGGCAUGUACACGCUUAGUUCAUUCAUCUCUAAAGCAAAUGGACCUUUUACUGUCAUCUUAAAAAAGGUUUAUGUCAAGGCUAUAGCCUCACUGCAAGUCCAACGUGAUGGCCAUUUAACCACCGAACGUAUUAAAAUGGAUAUAACUUUCAAGGACAUGUCAAUGGAUUUCCAAAACCUAGGUUUCUUAGGUACUGUUUUUCAGGGUAUAGUAAACUCUGCACCCAAUCUGGUAUUUGAUGCGAUGAAACCAUUUAUGCUGCAGGAGGCUGAUAAGAAGUUGCGCGAAGAAAUCAAUAAUAAUAUUGUUAAAUUAAUGGGUGAUAAGCUGUUGCCUAAUUCCAUAACACCUCUAGAUAUGGCCAUUGCCGAGGGUCGCAAAAAAGUACGUGAAAUGGGUUACGAUCCCUACCGCAUGCCCGACUAUAAUCGUACGGUGGGUGUGUUUAGCAUGCAAAUGUCAAACACUUGGAUUAAUGGUAUUUCCUCGUUUUAUCGUGUGGGCGAUGUUGUGGUUUCUAUGGAAAAUAACACUGUCACCCUUAAGGUUAAAGUUGGCACCCAACAAAUAGCUGGUGCCGGUCAAUGGGAAGUGGGUUGUGGUCUUGUGUCACGUGUGGGACAUGUCCAAUUCACCGUUCAGCAUAUACGUAUAACUGUUAGUGUUAGUCAAGCUUUAGAUACACGCAAGAGACCGGUUAUUAAUGAUUUACAAAUUGAUUUGGGUAAUAUACAAGUGCGUUGUGAUGGUGCGGGUACUUUGGAUUAUAUUAUGGAAUUUGUUGUCAAUAUUUUACCAAAUAUUUUGCGUUAUCAAAUUAUGGACGCUUUGGAGAAUCCUAUUAAAAUGCGUAUACAAGAAAAAUUCAAUACCAUCGAUGUGGAACAGGCUAUUAAGGAUAAUAUUGAUAAAUUCCAAGCUGAUGGUAAAAUGUCAUUUGAUUUUAAAAUAUAAUUUAUAACUGCCAUCUAAGUGUGUUACAUUAAAACGUGGAAAUAGGUCGUAUGGAAACUUUGAAACGUUUCAUAUAUGUUAUCCUUGAUAGAUUAAUAAAUAAAGCCUGAUUUAUUUAAUAAACAA
Molecule: messenger RNA, 1121 nt
Organism: Lucilia cuprina (Australian sheep blowfly)
Lineage: Eukaryota; Metazoa; Arthropoda; Insecta; Diptera; Calliphoridae
Exons: 1
Coding region: 30-995 (321 amino acids)
Molecular function (GO): lipid binding
Source: RefSeq, a predicted model, not a curated record